CCUCCCGGCCGGCAGUGGGCGGGCACAGCCGGCAGCCUCGGCCCCUUCCGAGAGCGACUUUCAAACUCGCGCCCGCGUCGCCGCGUCACCCGGCAGCUCCGCGCGCCGCGCCGGUCCGGAGUCAGCGGGGUGGCCGCCGAUCGAAUCUCCCUGAAGUGCCCCCACCAGGCAGCAAUGCCAGGAUGCCCGUCUCUGCCACCCUUCACCCAGAUGGCAGCCAGGAGCGGCCAUUGAGCCUGAUGUCCACCACCUCCUCUGGCUCCUCCCGUGACAGCCACAGCACCAUGGAGGAGCCCACCGUCCCUGAGGCUUCUGCCCAGAAUGGGGUGGGCUCCCCAUGUGGCCGUCAUUCCCCCAACAUCAACAACAACUCCAGCAGCUGGAUGAACGGGAAGGGGUCCCUGUCCCCAUUCAACAGCCGGGCAGCGGGACCUGUCCACAAGCUCAGCUACUUGGGCCGAGUGGUGCGGGAGAUCGUAGAAACGGAGCGUAUGUAUGUGCAGGACCUGCGCAGCAUCGUGGAGGACUACCUCUUGAAGAUCAUUGACACCCCUGGGCUGUUGAAACCAGAGCAAGUCAGUGCCCUCUUCGGGAACAUAGAGAGCAUCUAUGCGCUGAACAGCCAACUACUAAGAGACCUGGACAGCUGCAAUAGUGACCCAGUGGCUGUGGCCAGCUGCUUUGUGGAGAGGAGCCAAGAGUUUGAUAUCUACACUCAGUAUUGCAACAACUACCCAAACUCCGUGGCCGCCCUGACGGAAUGUAUGCAGGACAAGCAGCAGGCCAAGUUCUUCCGGGACCGGCAGGAGCUGCUGCAGCACUCGCUGCCCUUGGGCUCCUACCUGCUGAAGCCAGUCCAGCGCAUCCUCAAGUAUCACCUGCUGCUCCAGGAAAUUGCUAAACAUUUUGAUGAGGAAGAGGAUGGCUUUGAAGUGGUGGAAGAUGCCAUUGACACCAUGACCUGCGUGGCAUGGUACAUCAAUGACAUGAAGAGGAGACAUGAGCAUGCAGUCCGGCUCCAGGAGAUUCAAUCGCUGCUCAUCAACUGGAAAGGGCCAGACCUAACCACCUAUGGGGAGCUUGUCUUGGAGGGCACGUUCCGUGUGCACCGAGUGCGAAAUGAGAGAACUUUCUUCCUGUUUGACAAAAUACUGCUCAUCACCAAGAAGCGGGGCGAUCACUUUGUCUACAAGGGUCACAUCCCGUGCUCCUCACUGAUGCUGAUCGAAAGCACCAGGGAUUCCCUGUGCUUCACCGUCACCCACUACAAGCACAGCAAGCAGCAGUACAGUAUCCAGGCCAAGUCAGCAGAGGAGAAACGAAGCUGGACUCAUCACAUCAAGAGGCUCAUCCUGGAGAAUCACCAUGCCACCAUCCCUCAGAAGGCCAAGGAAGCCAUCUUGGAAAUGGACUCCUAUUAUCCCACUCGGUACCGCUGUAGCCCAGAGAGACUGAAGAAGGCUUGGUCCUCCCAGGAUGAGGUGUCCACCCAUGUGCGGCAGGGGCGCCGGCAAUCUGAACCAACCAGACACCUGCUGAGACAACUGAAUGAGAAAACAGCCAAAGCAGCAGGAAUGAAGCAUGCAGGCAGCGCCGGCGCCCUCCUGGACUUUGAGCAGGUAUCCCAUAUGCAGAGUCUACAACCAGAGGCUGAGGGGGCUGCCCCAGAGGAGGAGGAGCAGGAGGAGGAGGAACAGGAGGACGAAGAGCGACAGGAGGAAGAAGAGGAGGUGGUAGAGGAAGAGGAGGAGGAAGAAGAGGAGCAGGCUUCUCCCGCCUCUCUGGAGGACCUGGCAGGGCAUGAAGGCAGAGAGAAGGUGCCCCAGCCAGAGCCCCCAGGCUUGGAGGCAGAGGAGGAGGAGGAGGAGGUGGAGGAGGAGAGUCUGGCAGUGGAGGAGCAGGUAGCCGACUUCGCCAGCUCCCUGCUGGCCGCCCUCCACUGCUGGCACUAUCGGGCCAACGCUUUACUUUUCUCCCGGGGUGCUAUGGGGAAAGAACACAGGGAGUCUGAAGGCUCCAAGAGCAGCAAAAGGCCCAGCAACCAGUCCCCAACCAGUGCUGAGAAGAGCAUGAGUUUUGAGCCGGUCUCUUCCCUUCCUGAAGUUGAGCCAGACCCUCAUCCUGGGACUGAGCAGGAGGUCCAGGAGGUCUUUGCUGCCACGGAAGGUCCCAGCACCGAGGAGUUGCCUUCAGAUCCAGAUUCUCUGGAACACCUCAACACACAGCUUAAUGCCCACUCAGCUGACAUGGUGGACUUUGUGGUGGCUGAGAGCACUGAGGACCUUAAGGCUCUAAGCAGUGAGGAGGAGGAAGAGGAGGAAAUGGGAGCAACCCAGGAGCCUGAAAGUCUCCUGCCACCUUCCGUAUUGGACCAGGCCAGUGUCAUUGCUGAGCGGUUUGUCAACAGUUUUUCUCGGCGGAGCAGCCUGGCACUGGACGAGGGUAAGAACAGUGGCUUUGGGACGCCGCGGCUGGUUAGCCGGAGCAGCAGUGUGCUCAGCCUAGAGGGCAGUGAAAAGGGCCUGGCUCGGUGGGGCAGCACCACGGACUCCCUCAUCAACCAUCCUACCCCAGAAGUGGACAUGAACGAGGGGGUGGCCACAGAGAGUGGCCCUUCUGUCCAUGGGACGGAGCCCCCAAACACAGCCUGUGGAGUAGAGCCUGAUAGACCUUCCUGCAAGAAGGAAUCCGCGCUCUCCACCCGAGAUAGACUAUUACUGGACAAAAUUAAGAGCUACUAUGAAAAUGCAGAGCACCAUGACGCAGGCUUCAGCAUCCGGCGCAGGGAGAGUCUCUCUUACAUCCCCAAAGGACUGGUGAGAAGCUCAGUGUCCAGGUUCAACAGCCUUCCCAAGCCAGAACCAAAGCCAGCAGCUCCGGUGGAGUACAAGAGACAAGGUGGCUCCCGGCCAGCCUCAUGGGUCCUGUUUGAUCUCCCAGGACCUAUGCAGGCUGGCCCAGGGGACCCAGCUCCGGUCACGGAUGCUGAGUUUCAGCCGUCUUCAGAAAUUGUGAAGAUGUGGGAGAGGAUGGAGUCUUCGCAGAGGAGCCCUCGGGUGGGGCCAGGGCAGGGCCAGGCCAACGGCUUUGAGCUGCAGGAGCCACUCUUCAUCCUGGAGGAACACGAGCUGGGAGCUAUCACGGAGGAGUCGGCUGCUGCCUCCCCAGAAAAUGCCUCACCCACCGAGAAACACAGCCCAGCCCACCUGGCCCGGGAGCUCAAAGAGCUGGUCAAAGAGCUGAGCAGUAAUGCCCAGGAAGAUGUGGUCACCCCAUUGCACCCCCGCAUUGUGCAGCUCUCCCAGGUGAUGGACAGCCAUGUGAGUGAGCGGGUCAAGAAUAAGGUCUACCAGCUGGCCCGCCAAUACAGCCUCCGGAUUAAGAACAUCAAGUCAGUGACCACCAGGCCACCACUGCAGUGGGCAAAGGACGUUCCUGGAAGAGAUGGGACGAGCCCCACCAUCCCCUACCUGCAGGAGGAGUCUAAGGAGCCUUCACGUGGCAAAGGCAAGAGGAAGCCCAGGCUGUCCCUCAGCUAUGAGCAGCUGGUGGCCCAGGAAUACAGUCCCCCCAGGUCCUCUGCCACGGAGACAUCACCACGCCGUUUUUCCUUCAGCCCUUCUUCAGUCAGCCCGAGAACCACCUCACCUGGGCCCUGGCCCUCCACACGGAGCCCCCUCAGUCCCUUCGACACUGAAACCUUCAACUGGCCAGAUGUUCGAGAGCUCUGCUCCAAGUACGCUUCCCACGAUGAGGCUGUCCAGGCUGGGGGCAGCUGGUCUCGUGGCCCACCAGUCAACAGGAGCCGCUCGUUACCCGAGAGCAUGGUGGAGCCUCUUCUGUCAGGCAGGGUGGGCCGCUGUCGUAGCCUGAGUACUAAGAGGGGACGGGGAGGUAGAGAGAGUUCCCAGUCCCUGGCUCCUAGGUUACCCCAAAGUGUACUGAAUGGAGGUGAAACCCUGUAUGUCACUGCAGACCUUACCCUGGAGAACAACCAUCGGGUGAUUGUCAUGGAGAAGGGGCCUGUUCUCAGCUCCUCUGUGGGGCUGGAGGAGGAGGGCAGUGGACAGGAACAAGCCUCCCCAGGAGCCAUAGUAGAGCAGGGCCAAGAUUUCCAGGAGUUUGUAGAAUCCUGGCCAAAGGAAGAAGGGCCCAGGGACCCAGGGGACCCAAGCAAGCAGGGCAGAGUAAGAAACCUGAGAGAAAAAUUCCAGGCCUUGAACUCUGUGGGUUGACCAACUCCUGUGGGAAGGGAGGACCUUGCUGGGAUGGGGUGGAAGCUGGCAUACCUCCCCCAGGUCUGGGCUCACUUGAGCCCAGGCCAGGGCCUCACAAAGGCCAUCCCUUCUCUUCUUGGAAGGCCAUCCAUCCCUCUUGUUCUUGGAAGAGGGCUGUAGCAUGUACCCAUGGACUCAGCCUUCCAUGCAUGCUAUGUGCUGGCACUGCACUUCCUUGGGGCCUGUGACAACUUUCCUCAGGCCCAGAUGAACUGUUGUUUUCCAUGGACACCUUUGCCUCCGCUUCCCUUGUAAAUAGGCCUUUCUGGUAAGGAACCAAAUAUUUAAGCUCAUAUCUGACCAGAGAGAGCAAGCGCUGCCCAGGCCUCCAGCACUGGCUGGCCACUCCCGGUCUAAGGACCUAUGAAAGAGACCCAAGAAGUGGACUGGACAGGUUUUACUUUUAAACUGUACCUUUUCUUAGGACUCAGGUGAGAAUGAGGCCAAUAAUUUAUUGCUUUCCAUCCUGUGGUGUGUGUGUGUGUGUGUGUUUGUGUGUGUGCAAGUGUGUAUCCUCCUAUUGGUUAUCCUCCCCCUCCCCCCUCUCCACCCCUUCCCCUUCCUGUGAAGAAUGUAAUGGACUUAGUUCAGGUACUUUUGAAAGUUGUUGCUAAUGUACACACAUUUCAUUAUUUGUCAAUGGUGCAAUAACCACUGCUGACCAACUGA
This is a messenger RNA of Dipodomys spectabilis (banner-tailed kangaroo rat), 4946 nucleotides long. It is a transcript of the gene Plekhg3, whose product is annotated as pleckstrin homology and RhoGEF domain containing G3. The record is from RefSeq and is a predicted model, not a curated record. The transcript is spliced from 18 exons. Gene Ontology annotation, molecular function: guanyl-nucleotide exchange factor activity. The coding region runs from base 183 to 4235 and encodes 1350 amino acids. NCBI's taxonomy places the organism in Eukaryota, Metazoa, Chordata, Mammalia, Rodentia, Heteromyidae.